UCAAGCAGAUUACAGUGUGCAGCGUCGUACUGGCUGCACUCUAUCAAAAUACCUGGUGUGAUUGUCUGACGGAGAUACAAAUAUUCUGCGCCUUUCUAGCUUUGUCUUUGCCUCCUUUCAGCAGGUGGUUAUGUAUGGUGGAGGAGGGGUCAAGAUUCUUACUAUGUGCAGUCCCAAUGAUCCUCAAGGAGAGGCAACAAAUGAAUGGUAUAAUUUGGCCUUUUGUCUUUCUUGUGACCAUGGCUACGUCGACGUCUUUGGGAUGCUGGAAACUGACUCAAUACAUUAACGUUGGCACGUCUUUGAGAGCAGAUUCAAGUGAUACCUAACUGAUUGGCCAUAGCGGUAUGAACCGCCACAGAUCUGCAGCAUUGUGUGCAAUCAUUUUUCUUGUUUCAAUACCUGGAUUUGUAUGGUGGAGAAGUGAUCAAUAUCUGGACAUUGGGGAACUGUCCAUGUCUAGUGAUGGAAAGCAAUUCUCGUUUAACAAGAUACCUCGGCCAGCUACUCAAUCUGAAAACAGCGGAAAACCACUUCAGUACUUCAGACAGAUUGGAAGAAUGUCAACCUUUUUCUUAACUGCUUUUGCAGUAAAUGACCGACCAAUAAAGGGUCGUUUGAACAUCAUCAUAAACACCUUUGAUGGCGCCCAUGUGACCUUGAAGUGCUGCAUCAUACUGAGCAACCACACGUUGUUGAUAACCAAUGCAUCGGAACCAUACAAGAUGCCAGGUGGAGGCCAUUACCACGCUACACAAUACACUUGUUCAUUACCGCUUGGGACAGAUGUGGAACAGAUGUCCCUGACGUCGUCCUCGUGCAGCCAUGACGUACAGGAUUAUAUUCCAGUGAAGAGACCAGUCCAACGACCAGGAGGUUUAGCUCUGUGUGGGAAGACCUUAUUUGGAAAAGACCUGAGGCCUCAGCGAUUAGUGGAAUGGAUAGAAAUCCAAAAGCUACUGGGAGUUGACAAGAUUCUGAUAUUUGAUUUGGACAAUCCAGAAAGUAUACGAAAGAUAUUUCGGUAUUACUCCAAACAAGGAAUACUGGAAGUUCAGCCCUUCGAAUUACCAGGAAGAAUAGACGGUGUCGCCUAUCGGGAUCUGUAUAAACACCGCCAUGACCAUGAUGGGCAGUUUUUUCAAGAUGAGAGUUUUGUCCUGUUAGACUGCAGAGAGAGACUAUCGGGAUACAGCUGGGUGAUGGGUAUUGAUGCUGAUGAGAUCAUUCUUCCCAGGAAAAAUGUCACUUUGAAACCUUUCAUCAAGGAACUAACUGCCAAGCACCCACAGGCAGCAGGGUUCCACUUCUACAUCAUGUUCCACUACACCAGCCACGGCAAAACAAGGAACCAUUCUUCUGGCAUGGAACACUUAGAAUACUCCAGGUCAACCCCACCUCAAUGGAAGGCUUACAAGUACUUUUAUAUUCCCGACAGAGUGGUGAUUCCAUCGACUCAUGGGGUCAACGCCAAAGCCCCUUACACAGUACCUCGUGUGUCCCCAAGUGAUGGCGUUAUUCAUCACGUGCGUCUAUGCAUUCAUAAAGAGAGCGUCUGCUUCCCUCCAGACUCGGUUAUUGAUGAUUCUCUUCUGAGAUUUGAGGCCGAAUUGCCACAGAGAGUUAAACAGGCGAUGAAAGAAAUGGUGUAAUUGGUGCAUGUAUUUUCUUUACCUGAAUUCACUGAGUUGUAGAAGCUAGUAAUAAAAGAGAUAUAUUAUUACUGAUGCAAACGUCGUCUCUUUAGCCGGCAUGUGUAUACAAUCACUCAUUAAACAAUAGCAGGCAUAAUUUCCAUAAUUACUUGAAAACAGACCCUGAUAUCCCAAAUACCCCAUAUGGUGUAUCUGACAUAUCACCACACUUUUGGGCCAUUGGCUACUCACUAAAUGAAGGCGGAGUUGGCCGAUAACUGGGUCACCCUCACCCACUACAAUACGAGGGGUGUUCAUUAAACCACUUAGGGGUUAUCAUAUUUGGUUGAAAUUUCACAUGUGUAAUGAUACAUGUAUCUAUUGGUUAUGUCUGAAUUUGCAGCACCGAACUAUUAAUCUUA
Messenger RNA from Haliotis rufescens (red abalone), 2056 nucleotides. RefSeq lists its product as uncharacterized. The record is from RefSeq and is a predicted model, not a curated record. The transcript has 7 exons. NCBI's taxonomy places the organism in Eukaryota, Metazoa, Mollusca, Gastropoda, Lepetellida, Haliotidae. The coding region runs from base 348 to 1652 and encodes 434 amino acids.